Messenger RNA from Poecilia latipinna (sailfin molly), 6730 nucleotides. RefSeq names its product ankyrin repeat and fibronectin type-III domain-containing protein 1. Gene Ontology annotation, molecular function: protein binding. Bases 3311 to 6487 code for a protein of 1058 amino acids. The record is from RefSeq and is a predicted model, not a curated record. Lineage: Eukaryota; Metazoa; Chordata; Actinopteri; Cyprinodontiformes; Poeciliidae. Gene Ontology annotation, biological process: regulation of establishment of bipolar cell polarity; establishment of mitotic spindle orientation. The transcript has 18 exons. Gene Ontology annotation, cellular component: spindle.
CUGUUUUGUUGACAGAUUAUUUCACUUAUAAAAUGAGAGAAAUAUCUGCCAGUGAAUCAAGUCAUUAUCGGCUCCACUAUUUUGGCUUCAGGAAAUUGAGACCUGAUAAGAUGUGAAAACCUUUCAUUUAAUAACCUGCAGAUCAUUGUGUCUUAAGCUGACAUUUUAACUGGAACUUACUUUAAAUGUCUACAUUUAUUGUUUCGGCUGUUCUUUCUUGAAUGGCUGCCUCCCACAUGCCAGCUUCUUCUUUUAUGUUCAAUGAAAAAAAAAAAACACAAUAUUUGACUCACAAGAGUCAAAUGUUGAUGAAAUUUAAACAAUAUUUUAGGUAAAGUUAAGAAUCUUAAUUUCUUUUUUUGUUUGUUUUCGCACAGAUUUCACAAACUCAAACUGCACAAGAAUCACUGUAGAAUAAAUAAUUUCACGUUUGACUGCUGCAUGUGUUUUUCAUUACUGCGUCAGUCUAAUGUAGUCUUUGAAAAUGCCAAUUUGUGUGAUUACUGAAAUCAAACAGUCUGUAUCACUUUACAUGUUGGCCAUGUUUUCUUGACUGUGCACAACACAGUUGAUGCUCAGACCCUACUGACUGGAAAUCACAAUAAGUAACCGUAAACUUGAUUAAACCACACACUAUAUUUAUUUAUAGAUUUUUCUAGCACUUAUACCACCCUUAACACCCUGAGUCGGUGGGUUUACCACUCUGUAGAUUGGUGUUAGUGUUUUUUUUUUGUUGUUUUGUUUUUUCCUCCACCGUUUUGUGUCCUUUUUUGGCCUCUGAGACAGACAUGCCACUGAUUCUGAAAGCUCACUUUCAGGCCUCUGUAAGUCAAUAACAUCCCGACGCUUUGACAUUGUUCAAAACUAGCCUGUGGUUUAUUCAGACCGUCGACUGCGCAGCAUCACUUCCUGUGGGACCCGAAACCUUAUUCGUCACGUUUCCACACGUCGCUGAACUUGAGUGCCACUGCAUUUCGCAGUCUGACAAACUGGAAAGGCUGCCCGCGAACACACAGCGCGCUCUCUCAGGUCUGCGUCAGAGAGCCGUGAGAGGUUAAAGAAGAAGAAGAAAAAAAAAAACACAACAAACAAACAUCCCCUCAAGUUGAGAGGUUGACAAGAAAAAAACCCCACAGUGAUUCAGUGGUGUAUUUCUCUUCGCAGGUCAGUGUUUCACGCCAACCUGCUCUCGUUUUCUCUAAAAGUGCAGCUUCCAGUUUCUAAGAGCCCUACUUUGUCUUGUUUUAUCUGGGAGACAAACACUAAACACGAGCUUAUCUCCUCUCACAAACAUCUCAUCAGCACUUUUGGUGAGUCCCGCAGGACACAAUAAACAAACAGAGGAAGAGUCUUCCAGUAACACCAGAUAACGCCCUCACGCUCCUGCGUCCGGACAUGUUGACAGUCCGUGCGCCAUGCAAAGAUCACAUAGCGGGUUAACGGGCCUGACGACGAUGAUGUGGCGUCAUUCUGGCUAAAUUAGAGCGCACCACGGGAGUAUUUGAUUCCUCCCAAGGACGGUUCCCCACUUAGUGCAUAAAGACUCGGUUCAUCAGGGAGAUGAGACAUGGCGACGGGGACAAGAUCCACUUAUUCACGUCUGACAUCCCGUGAAUGUCUCGCCGUCAGAGAGACGCUCGUUCCAGUCAGCGUGCUUUUGAAACGGAGUUGAGGUGACACGAAAAGGAUUCCAAACUGGAGAGAGGAUGAAAGGAGGAACGGCGUCACAAAAGGAGACUGAAAAAGAGAGGGGCUGGAGAGGUGGAGGGGGGAAAACGGCACCAGAACUCGAUGAUGAUGAUAACAUGGUUUGCAGACUCGAGCUGUCAUUAACGUCUCACAUUUUGUCACUUCGCCACGUAAAAUCAGAAACAGAAGAUAGUAUGCGAUAGUUGACACGCUGCAUUAAAGAAGUUUUGCAAAUGAAAUUAAAAAAAAAAAAUUCCAGGUGGAAAUUUAAUAAAAGCUGAAGUUCAGUCAGAUUUAUGACACAUUAAAUUGUUACAAUAAAUCUUUGAAGGAUCUUGAUUUAAUAGGAGUUUUGGCAGCAUUUCAUUUUCCCUUUGGGAUGAAUAAAGUAUUAUUGAAUUGAACUGACUUUGAAGAAAAGCAAUCAGCGAAUGAUAAAUUUCAAGAAUUUUGUUCUGGACUUUGACUAGGCCAUUAUAACACAUUGAAUCUUAACCAUUUCAUUGUUGCUUUAGCUGUCUCAAGUCUUUAUUUAGCCUCAUCCAUCUUCACCUCCAUUUUAACCGGCUUCCCUCACUCAGCAUGAUGCUGCCACCACUAUGUUUCACUGCAGAGGUUUUUUUUCUUUUUGCGAAUAGAUUAAAAAGAAGAGUUGUGUUCUCUAUUAAGGAUUGCAAGGACACCGCCUGCAAAAGAGAUUUUAAAUUUAACUGAGUCUUUUCUGGUUAGAUAAAAUGUAAAAGAAAACUUCUGAAGCCUUCAGAGAACUUGAGACAGAUAAAAACACACAGAGGUUGACUGCUAAUUAGACUCUGAAGGCAUUUAGUUAAAUCUGGGGAUCAGAAUAAAGGGGAGUGAAUACCAAAACCUCUUUGAAAUGUUCCUUCUUCCACUUGGAUUUGAUUUGUCUCAUCAAUUCCUUGAGGUUUGCGGCUGCACUGUGACAAAACAUGGACAAGUUUAAGAAAGUUUUUGCGCAGCACCAUUUGCUGAGACGUUUGGGAUAUAAAAGAGAUUUAAAUUCAUAGCAACAAGAGGGAAUUAUGCGUUUAUGGGAGUUUGCAAAUCUUCGCUAAUUAAAACGAUGAGCCUGUUGCUUUGUUUUGAGAGAAAGAUUUCCUCCAGAGCAGGGAAAAAACAAACGAGAAAAGCCCUGUCACGUAACAGCGGGUAAGAGGAGAACAAGCGACAGAACAAGGCAGAGAGGCUGAAUCCUUCAAGCUAUUCUCAUCUGCUUUGAACAGGCAUUACUCGCGCCCAUUUAUCCCACUCGGAUAACAGCUCUCAGCCGAUACUCGGCACUCAAGUUAGCAGAAAAUUGUCUUCAUUGAGAAGGGAAUCAGUUGGCCUCACUGAGUGUUCUGCUUUAUUUUCUUCUCUUUGUGUUUCCCAUCUUUUUCCACUCCUGCGUUUCACCAUUUUCCUCGCUUUUUUUGUUUUGUUUUUGUCAUUCUUCCCCCGUUGCUCCUCUCAGAGUUCCUAAUCCUCCUCGCAAUUUCCCAACAAUUCCCGUCUUUAUUUUCCUACAUUUUCGACAACUAAGCUCCUUUUCUUCCGCUUGUAUCUUUUCCUGCGCCCUUCCUCCCUCCCCGGCUCCUCUUAUCUCUCGGUCUCCUCUGUCAUGUCCGUAUCCAUGAGGAACCCACCUCAACGCCGGCGCUCCCUGGGUCCCGUCUCACCCAAGCGAAUCUACAGGAACCUCUCUGUCAGACUCAGGGGAGGAGAGUCGUCCGUCGCCGCCGAGGUGGAUGCACCCAAACACACCAGCAGGCCUGCAGAAGCUUACAAGACCCUGUGGGAGGCGGUGGAAAACGAGGACACUUUGGCUGUGCAGAGCCUCUUGUCCAAAGAUCAUGCCAGCUGCGGAGGAGGAGGGUCGAGCUUGUGGGAGCGAGGGGAGAAGAAGGAGAAGGACUGGGAGAGAGAUAAAGAAAAAGGGGUGAACCGACUGAGCGAGCAGGGGUUGGUUCCUCUGGAUGUGGCGGCGCUUACCCACAACUCCCCUCUUCUUCACGUGCUGACGAAGGCAGGCGCCAGGCAUAACCCUAUUUUAUGCCGGCCGGCAGACUGGGGGCUCAAACUGGACGCCCUGGUGGAUCUGGCGAGCAGACGGAUGGAGGAGAGGAAGUCAGAGCUGGCCAGGAAGACAGGCGCAGGCCCCCAGGCGCAGGCGGAGGUCCAGAGACAGAGCCGCCUCUGGAGGCUGCGGCUGCAGCUGUACUGCCGGAUGAGAGAGAACUUCCAGAAGACGGAGCUCCCAGGCCCCCCCAGUCACGUGUCCUUACUGGUAACCAGCAAUUCCUCUCUGUGCGUGGUGAUCAAGGAGCCGGACGGUAGCAGCAUGGGGCUCAUCACCCGCUACAAAGUGGAGUGGAGCACCUCACCCAGCUUCAAACGCGUCCUCGGUACGGCCCAGGUCACAGAAACGAGGAACCCCUCCUAUAUCAUCAACGGACUGACGGCAGGAACGCACUACUACGUGAGAGCGAGCGCCUACAACGUGAAGGGAUGGGGCCCGCCUCAGAGCUCGGCUCCGGUCAGCGCCGCCCCCUCCAGCUGGAGAGAGUGUGUUGGUGUGAAGAUGCCGCUCAGGAACCACGAGGGCUUUGUGAGGAAACUGCUGGAAGAUGCCAAAGAAUCCCAGUAUACAGGAUAUUAUAUAGACAGCUCGAAGUCGGCGAGUCCCAGCAAGCGCCUGUUGAUGUCUCGGGGCAUCAAGCAGCUUUUCCACUCUGCCACCAAGUUUGUUCGUCUCCUGCAAAGGGGUGUGUACUUGGCCACUGUUUUCUACCACAAGGACAACAUCCUGGUGGCCGCUGAGGAUCAGAUCCCACUGGUGGAGAUCCAGUGCUGCUCCACCUCCAUCACCCAAGACUUCCUGUGGUUCGCCAAGCUGUCCUGCGCAUGGCAGCAGGUGCCCUGGCUUCAGCAGGGCCUGUCGUCUGCUCACUCCUCGCCCUCCUCCCUCCUUCAGAACCGGCACAACAUCUUAAAAGCCGUUUCCCAGCUGCAGUCUUCUCUAGGAACAAUGGAUUUGGGUCAGGUGUACUACGAGCCGCUGAAAGACAGGCAGGGCAAUCUGCUAAUAGUGACGUUGAGGGAGUUCCCAAAUCCUCCAUCAAGCCCUCCUGACCCCCCAUUCCACUGGAUUCCUCUGGACCGGCUGGAGCGGAACCGCAGCAGAACCCCUCUGCUGCCCGAGCCCACUGCCAUGGAUACGCUCUUUGAGCAACUGAAGGACAAGCUGUCCUUCCACAGGCACAGCAUCCAGUGGGCCCAGCCCGGCCUGUUCGUGGGCAUCCUGAAACUGUGCAGCUCGGUGGACCAGAUCAGGGUCCUCGUGCCGCAGCGGCUGCCAAACCUCCUCUGCCACACACGGGUCCGACACAAUCCACACGUGACCAGAGAGGAGUGGACCUGGCUCCAGAGCCAUGUUUACACUGCACACAGCGGCAGCGCUCAGAGUCCGCCGAGCGGCGAGGACGAGAGCAGCGGAGUGGAGGAGUUUGUCAGGUCUCUGAGAGCCGCAGUCACACUUCUCCUGACGAAGCUCAACAUCCCCCUCUACAGGGCCUACCAGUAUGGCGUGUACACGCAGGAGCUGCUGCAGUUCGGUGGGAAGGUCUCCAUGCUCCUGCUCCUGCCUCCCAGUGAGGACUUCAGCUCCAGUUACUGGCCUAUGGUGGGAACCAAAGAGCCCGGCCUCACCCUGCCUCUGCAGAUCUUUGAACUGGUUCACUUCUGGACCUACGAGCGGGACUUCCUGACUCAGUACUGCCAGGCCUGGGUGAGGCUGGAGCUGGACACUCACCUGGCCCAGCAGGCCCUGCGUGAAGCGCUGGACACCAAGGAGGUGCAGGAAGCCCGGGAGCGCCUCAAUAACAUCACUGACCUUUCUCGUCGUUUGGAGAUGGCAUGGAGGAACGCCCGUUGGAUAAUGGACUGUCUGCAGUGUGUCCGCUCCAAGCAGUGGGUGGGGGCGGUGCCUUUGGGCCUGGUGAUGGGGGGGGACCCACCGUCCUGUCCUGACGGCGAAGAAGAGGAAGACAGCUUGACUGCAAGGUUGAAGUGGCCCAGCCGCAUCCAAACACAAAGAUCUUUAGCAGGAGGUUCCUCCGGUGUCCCCAUACCGGUUACCACCGAGGUCCACGUUCCAGAAAGAGUCCCGCUUGUCCGGGAGAACGCUGCGCUCAGGCUGAUGGAGGGCAUCGUGAAGGGAGGGUACCCAGUUGACAUCAGCUCUCAGUCAACGGCGGACCUGUCCGGCGUCGGCCUGCCGGAGGACGGAUACACCAGCGCUUUAAUGGACAACGGACUUAGCUCUGCCGCUGUGGCUCAGCUGGAGGCCACGGUGUUGGACACCAUAGACUUCAACCCCAGCAUCACGGACGUCAUCCGGCCGAUGGAGAUGGCGGAGCUGGUGGACAUCUUGCCGACGCUGAAUCUUAUUGAGGAGGACAACCCCUGCGCUCCAUCCACGCCGUCUGUAAUGGACAUCCUGGAGAACUUUGGACUUGGGAUUGGGGAGGAAAACACCCACUUUGACUUGGAGAUUGACGACAGGAGGGCGUCGAAGGCGAACACUGAGAGCGAGGCGCACUGUGAGGGUGUUGAGCUGAACGGAGAGGGAGUCGCGCCUUCUUGUGCCACUGCAAAUGGUUCAGAGAGAGACGCACCACUUUCAGGGCGCGACUCGCCUCGGGACGACGGACAGACGAGGGAGGCUCCAAGUAAGGGAGCAUCACUUCCUGUGAGAAACCUGGUGGAGUGGGACAGACCGUCCACCAGUUCAUCCUGAUGUCAAACUCUGUCAGCUUCAAGUUGCAAUCACACUCCAGCACUCCAUGAAGAAGUGAAAAACCCAACAUAUUCUUUUUUCGAUCACUGUAUUUAUUCAUAGUAGAUAAAAACUUGAGUUAGGGCUGGAUGAUGUUGGGGUUGGAUGAUAUGGGCGUCUCAUCUCAGUCGAUAUCAAUAAUUACUGAUUGUUUUUUUUGUUUUAAAUAUCUGAAAUACUCCCAAACUGGUUACAUGUCCUUUC